CUGAGUUAACUUCGGGAUCAAUUAUUGCCUACUUAGAUCGCCUGUUACUUGCCUCGGCUACACAGAAGUUGUUUAACUGUAUAAUUGCAGACCCUUAUUUUCCCAAACUGUCAGCAUGCUUCAUUUCCUGAACUACAGUACUAGGAAUUUGCAAGCUUUUGUUAAGGAGUAGGUUACAACGUAACACGGAGCCUGAAGCUUACACCGCGGCUUUUGGACGUGCACAGACGUCAGCGCUAGCCGAGGACGCGCGUGUUCCGGGUUGCGUUUUAAUUGGUAUCAACAAGACUUCGCAUGUUGCAAGCGCUUAGGUCAACGCGGCUGAAGAAGUUCGGCAGUUUCGUGACAUGGCUGCUGUUGUCGUUGGUUUUGAGCAUCAGUGGACAGCCCUCGACAGGCAGGCUUCCAUCCACCCAGCGAUGACAAGACGGUUAGGGAGGGCCAACGGCCCUUCCUCUCCCUGAAGGAUCCCAGCCAUGCUGUUCGUGAUGAUGUACAACGCCUGUAUGAGCAGGGUGCCAGUGCAUCGGCAAUAGCCUAUCUGCUCUUUGCAGCAGCGCAGCCCCUGUCCGAAGCAGAGGGCUCGUCUAAUGUGCUGCUGCCGUACCUGACGCCCACUGUACUACGGCUGUACGUGUCGCGUCCCGAGCGAUGCAGCUCACCUCUUGCGGAGGAGUUGUUCGAUUUGUCACAGAAUCUGUAUGGCUCUGUUACACUGCAGGCCUGCCACUACGCCCUGUACAGAUCCCUACAGGCCACCUUUGCAUGGGUGCGGGACAACAUCCCGCUCGCUCAGCAAGGCAUACGCGGCCAGCCGCUCGCAACCGCUGCCUGGCCGGACUCCUCCCUCUAUCCCGACGCCCAAUUCUCAGCUGCCGUACUUGCAGCCCUAUCGGAACCCGACACCCUGCAAAACACAGCCACGCUGCUCAACGCAAGCUGCAGCCUGUCCACCUCCUCCUUCGCCUCCCUGGUUCCCCGCAUCUCGGCAGUGCUAACUCAGCUGCAUGCGGACCUGCCGCUGCUGCAGUCCGUAGCAGAGGGGCUGCACGACUCGCAUUGGGCACCAGAGGGUGUCCGACACAACAGCAGCAGCCACGACGGGGGCGGCAGGCGCCGAGCGGUGCUGGAACGCUGGGGCGGCUCCGCAGCACGUAGACUGGAGUUGGGAAAGAAGAACGUAGGAGGAGGAGAAGGGGUUGAUGGAGAUGCUGCCGACCCACAUGAAGGGCGUUCCCAUGGAGCAGCUCUCCUCUCCAGACGACGACAAGCGCUAACGCUGCCUUCGAACCUCUUCUACUCGUCGCCGCCCAGUAACUUUGUAGUAGCAGGGCCGGCGAGCACGCCGGCGCUCAUGAUUCCGAUGAUCUUCCACAUCAUGUUGUACAAGGACUCGACGGGCGCCACUGCGCCUGCAAAGUACGACCAGGCGCUGUCCUACGCACAGCGCAUGGUCCGUGUUGCAAACUACAUGGCCAAGCCGACAAACAUCCAGUUUUUCAUCAAGGAGGUUCGCAACGACGCAACGUUGUAUCCGAACCUGCUGCUCGCGGACCGAAGCAAGUGGCUUGCUGCGCCGUCGUCCAGCUGUACGGGUUCGUACUGCUUCUCUGACUCUACGUACAUGUCAAAACUGGUUGCCGACUUCCCCCGCUCCAUCAACGUGUUCGUGGCCAGCGACUCCACGUCUGGUGUGCCCUUGGGUUACGCAUACGUCCCAGGCUCGGACCUGUACCCCGAGUUUGGACACAUCUUUGUGACCUGGGACAGCCUCUCAGCCGACGGCUCCAACAGCCUCUCCCUGUACAACGACGGACCCAACACGCUGCUGCACGAGGCCUUCCAUCACCUGGGACUGCAGCACCCCUUUGGCGCCACCAACGGAGCGAGCACCAGCUGCGUGGACGGAGACUACGUGAUCGACACACCCGCCACGCUUGCGCCCGCCACUUCCAGCAGCUUCUACUCCACCGCCCAGGCCUACUGCAUGGAGCUGUUCUGGGGGCGCUACGGAGGCGAUUGGGACGCAGCCUACACGCGCUGGAGCACCACCCUGGGCAUUCCUGACACGGAUAUCAACACCUGGGCGGACACCUGCCCCACCCUAGCCGGAUACGACGAGCUGGGCAACUACAUGACGUACAACACACCGGUUUGCUUCGCGGCGCUGGGGCACUUCACGGCAGCGCAGGUUCAAAGGGUGCACUAUAUGACGUCGGAGCUGAACCCAAUCCUGUAUUCCUGGGGCCAGUACUACGCACAGAACGCUGCUCCACCGCCUCCCAUGGCCUCGCCUCCGCCCGAGUAUUACACCAACAUUUGCAGGGCAACGAAGAACAACUGCGCCUGCAAGAGCUCCUGGACCUACAACGGCAACACCUACUCCUACUGCGACCGAACGGGCAGCUCUAACUCGCUAUCUUGCGAGGUGGCCACCCCCGGCAGCUGUGCGGACUGCUCAUCGGGGUCCUCCUCAACCUGCAUCCUGAGCUGCACAGGCACUGCCAGGCAGUGUGAGAAGUCCCUGGCACCCGGCUUCUCAGCACCUCCUCCGCCACCGCCACGACCCCCCUCGCCACCGCCCCUGCCGCCCCCGCCGCCCCCUCGCUCCGUCCCAGCUGCCUGCCAGAAAUCCAUCAGCGGCUGCGACUGCCGGAGCACGUGGGAGUACGACGGCCACUACAACAGCUAUUGCGCCUCACCGGACGGCGACCCCCGGCUCUGGUGCCAGGUGUCGUACACGUGCGCCUCCUUUAACAACAGUAACCCCUACCAGUACUGCUCCGCAGCCAUUAACACCAGCUACUGCGGGGGUGAGGUCUACUUCUCCACCCUUCGGUCCACUCCGCUGCCGCCACUGCCGCCCCCGAGCCUGACACCCAGACCUCCGCCAGCGCUGUCGCCUCCCUCACCUCCUCCGCGCCCUCCGUCGCCGCCACCCGCACCCCCACCCCCAGUUGUGUACGUGGCGGAGGUGCGCGGCUCCCUCACCCUCAACGCCGCCUGCGCCCUGCUGUCCAACGCCAUCGACGCGCAAGCCCUCAACGCCAGUCUGGCCUCCGAGCUGGCCCGCGUGCUGGCGGUGCCGCUGAGCUACGUGCGGGUUACGGGGCUGGCGUGCGGCUCCGUGGUGGCGGACUACACGGUGGCCUUCCCCUCGGGAGCCACUGCAAGCCAGGUGCUCGCAGUCAGCAGCGCCACGGCCUCCCUGUCGGGCCAGAUCAGCACCAGCUACGGAGCCGCAAUCAGCUCCUCCUCCGGCGGGGUCACUGUGAUGCAGUCCUCGCUACUGUGCCCCGCGGGUACCGCUCCCUCCUCCGUCUGCCCCGGCUCCCCCCCGCCCUCACCAAGACCUCCCAGCCCGCCAGCCCCACCGCCCUCACCUCCCAAGGCCACCAAGCGCCAAAAACUCGCCAUCAUCAUCGGAGUGGCGGUCGCAGGCGUUGUGGCGCUGGUGAUCGUCCUCACACUGCUGGUGUACUGCAUCAUCCGCAUGAAAAAGGCCAACCACCUCGCCAACCACCACCACAACAACGCACACGGUCAACCGCCGCUGACUGGUGGGGGUAAGGUGGCGCCAGAGCCGCAGGCGCAAUACCCGGCGCCUGGGGCAGCAGCGCCGCCGCCGGCACCAGGGGUGGGGGGCAUGGGUAUGGGUAUGGGUAUGGGGAUGGCUCCUGGGGGGUACCCACCCCCGCCGGGGCAGCAGUACUACCAAGGUGCACCAGCUGGUCCGUACGGCAUGGUUGCGGCACCGCAGGGUAUGCCGUACUAUGCACCGUACAUGCAACCCGUGCCUGGGGCGUACAACGGUGCGGCGUAUGCACAGUAGGGAGAUGGCCAGUAGGCAGGGCUUGGUUGUGUGGCUUCACUGGCUUGUAUGUAGCGUUUGUACAUAGUGGAUGGUUCUUGUUCCGUGCAUAUUGGUAAGACGCGUUUGGCAUGACUCGUUUUAUGGUGUGGACGUACGUGAAAAUUGAGGUACCGUACUAAUUUGGGACUCGACUUGGCUUGACUUGACACGUGAAAAGGUUGUUUCUCAUAAACCGAGCGGUUAGCUCGAGGCAGGUGUAGGCGGGUGUUGCGUCGUUAUUUUUCCGGCGCUUAUGUAUUGGCUAUGGCUAUCCUACACUGUUCAUCCAUUCUUUGGGUUUGGAGGUAUUGAGGCUGCGCAUUGGAAAGGGCAGCUCUGGAAGCACUCCUUUGGGGCAACAACGACGACUCUUUUGACGAGGUGGGGUUAAGAUUUCAUCGUGAUUCCGCUGGGUGUUGACCCCCAGCUACAUACGUGUGAUCUGAAUUGGUUGGUGUAUGUUGGAGCAACGGUUGUUUCCUGCAGUUCAUAUGUGCAUCCCUUUCCGCUGCCCGGUACUCUCCUCCUUCACCUUUCUCCCCUUGUCCUUGCCCUUUUGUUGGAAAACGUUGGGUAUCACCUAAUCCUCCCCCCAGUGUUACUUGGCUAGUCAACAAACCAUUUCAACCCCGAUUUGAGCAUGAACUAUAUUGAUACCGCACACUGAGGUUUUGCAUGUUUUGUCGCAAUAAGGGGCCGACAGCCGUGCCACGGGGCAACAACCCUGUGCACGUCACACACCUGCCCGUGCGGCCAGUUUUCCUCAACGCAUGCCCGUUGGAACGGCGCCGUGGUUACCCGCUUGGUUCCAUGCAUGUGUUGUUAAACGGACGGCCUGUGAUGGUUUUUCCUGCUGCUUGCAAUGGGCGCGUUGGCCGCAUGGUUUGCACCGUUUCCUUGCGACCUGGAUGUGUUUUGUGAGGGCAGCUUGACAAGCGGCAGUCCUUGUUGUGGAUCAGCUUGGAGUGGGUACACUCCCGUGCAUAACUCAGCAGCCGUGAUAUGCGAAUGUAGGGGUGUUGUUGCGAGAAGCGCGUGGCGCGCCUGUACAUAUGUCUCUCGCAUUGUGAUCCGGACGUUCGUGAUUAGGCUGGAAUUGUGGCGGAACUUACAAAUUUUACAAACUCCCCCGCACUUGGUGGUGGAAGCGGGUCGAUGGUGGUGACACGAAAUUGUUUAACGCAAGGUUUGCCUUUUUAAAACACACGUGCGCGUCUGGUUGGCCGUAUUUCGCUAGCUGUGACGAAAGGGGUUCGGCUGGUUGGAGGUGCGGCUGGUGAUAGUACGACACACCUAGACGCGUGCUAAUUGUACGACACACCUAGACGCGCGUGCAUACAUUAUGCAUGAAUGACGGGGUGCCGUGACCAGGCCCCACACGCGGCAUUGGUGUUCGUUGCCCAUCAUCCUCAGCCCCUACAGGGUUUGGCCUGCCCUGCGUUUUGCUGCGCCAAUCUGUCUCCCUGCGUCCGUCGUCGAACAACUGUAAGAUUGUCGUCGUACACUGUAAAGGAGGGCGGCUUUGCUG
Messenger RNA from Astrephomene gubernaculifera, 5381 nucleotides. NCBI's taxonomy places the organism in Eukaryota, Viridiplantae, Chlorophyta, Chlorophyceae, Chlamydomonadales, Astrephomenaceae. The record is from the annotation of a GenBank genome assembly.